AAGAGGUUUGUUGCUCACCAUGGCAGGGAAGCCAUCUGACCUGAAUAACCGGUUCAAACAUUGUGUUUUACUGCAAAAAUUACAAAAGCUGCAAAAUCCACAUGAGCCAGCCUGGAGCCAGCAGUCUGCCAGAAGUUAAGGACAGACUAUUUGACCUCCCUCCCCCUCUCCGUGCUCCUGUCCGAACGUGCGGGCAGAUCUUACCCUCCGGCUGAUCAGCAUGACAAAGCACUGGCCGGAGCAGACCCUCUUGGCACCACCCGCUCCGUCCCACCCUGGAGAACAUCACGGCAAUCAACUUGACUUCCACAGAAAUGUACAGCAGAGUUAUCCUGCCAGCGGUAUAGCGCAGAGCCCCACAGCCCAACAUUGGCCUCAACACCUGGCUCAGAUGGUUCCCCAGCAGCUGUCGCGCAUGGAGAAACCCACAGCGGGCCACGAACAUCUCACCGGUGCCACGGCAUUCAUGGAUACAGUCGUACCACUGGGCUCAUCAUACCAGAGUCCUCAAGAUGCCCACUUCACACAGGAAACUAUUACCCGGGACUCGUGGAACAGUGAACGGGAGAAGAGUAGCACCAGCGGUGGGAAGAAAAAAAACUAUCAGCGGUAUCCAAAACCACCGUACUCGUACCUCGCUAUGAUUGCUAUGGUCAUCCAAAGGUCCCCAGAGAAGAAACUGACAUUAUCCGAGAUCCUCAAGGAGAUCAGUACUCUCUUCCCAUUCUUCAAAGGAAACUACAAGGGCUGGCGGGAUUCUGUGAGACACAACCUCUCCUCUUAUGACUGCUUUCUGAAGGUGCUGAAGGACCCAGCGAAGCCUCAGGGCAAAGGCAACUUCUGGGCAGUGGAGUUGAGCCGUGUUCCUCUGGAGCUCCUCAAAAGGCAAAACACAGCUGUUUCGCGCCAGGAUGAGACAAUCUUUGCCCAGGAUCUGGCCCCUUAUAUCUUGCAGGAACACCAGCCAGAAUCGGAGCCACCACUUGCCCCCGUCCCCCCCCCCCCCCCCAUGUGUUCAAAAAACCCCUCCCCACCACAGGAGGACUUGUUCAGACCCAAGCUGGACUCCUCCUUCGCCAUCGACUCGCUACUACACAGUCUGCGUCCCCCUAGUGCCCCUGGGGAUGUAGAUGUGUCUACCAGGGAUUGCUGGGGCAAGGUGGAGCGCCCUCGGUUUUCACCACCUCCUCGACCUCGCUACGCCUCCUCUGCCCGUAGUGCCUCAGCCAGCUCUGCCAGCCCAGCCUCCACCUCCUCAUCUGAUGAGGAGUGGAAAGGCACUUCCCUGUCUGGGAAGCGUGUUCCUCUUGAUGGGUCGGACGGUUAUGAGGACUAUAGACAGCCUCUGCACAAGUCAGCCCGACGGGAGACGGUUGCACCUCCAUGGGAGCUCCCUACCUCCUACGCCAAGUAUGCACCCCCCAAUACUGUUGCCCCACCCAGCAUGCGGUUUAACGGAGGUCCUCUAAUGCCGCUGCAUGGUGGACUUCCCCUUUACGGCUACGGUAGCUCUCCUGUAGCACCUGGUCACUUCUUGGGGCAUGCCUAUUGGCCCAUACUUCCCAGUGGACGAGUUUCUGUCCAAGCCCCACCCCUCAUCAUGGACCUGGACAACAUGUUGCAAUCUGUGCCUCCGAAUAAGAGUGUGUUUGAUGUGUUAGUACCAAACAAUCAUAACUCUCAGCCACAUCAUCAACCACCCAGUCAGUACACACUACCGAAUGGCCCUCCCCUAAACAGGUAUCCUCAGUACUAACUGACUGUGAAAUACUGACUUGUUUCCUCAUACUGAGAGCCAUACUGUCACUCAAAUCCCACUAUGAUGCAGGACGGGAGGUUCAAUCAAGAUCCACAAAAGAAGCAAAUUUCUGCUGCAGAUUCUGCUAAAUCGAGUUUCACUACCUCCAGCUCAAGAAGUGUUUGUUAUGCAAAAAAAGGGUUCAUUGGAAAACAUGUACCACAAACGGCUAUAUAACAUCUACCUCAGGCCUUCAGAGAAAUGCAGUGUCCACUACUGCUUUGUCUUUGCACUGUCACUCGUGUUUGCACUGUUUUAUAUAUUGGCAUGAAUUUGCUUUUGUCUUCCUACUGUGACGGCUGAAUGUAUUGUUUGAUUCAAUCUUGUGAAAAACUAACAGCAUUGAGCUGGAUGGUUGAUGGUAAAUUUGAGCAACAGAGUAUCAAAUGCAAUAUCUUUCUUUACGGUGUGUCCCGCAAUUUAAACAGAAUAUAGAAUUGGUAGGUGAAUAACUAGCAUUAAUGUAUUGACAUUUGUUCCCCACUUUGUCAGGGUGUGUCUGUGUGCACAGAUCAAUGUGUACAAACACUUGUGCUAUUUGUGAGUUUUAGUUUGUUUGUUCAGAUGGUUAAAUAUACAGGACCAGCCGUUUACCAUAAUGUUGUUCCUGUCUUAAAUUUCAGUAAGUCCAGACUGUCUGCAUUGGUCCUAUGCAGCUACAACAGUAGAUUAACCUGAGAAGUAGUGAUACUGCAUCUUAGCCCUAUAAGUGUAUUUUCCUCUGUGUUUGACUGUUUUUUUUUACAUUACUAAACCAAUCCAAAAUGCUUCAUGUUGUCAGGACACUGGAGACAAUCAACCACUAUACUACCACCAGUAUCUACCUCAAGUUUAAAAUGGGCCGAGACAAGUUUCUUGUGGACUUUGCACUGCCGGUUGUUUGCACUAUUUGAUGUCAUUAUCGUCUUCCAAAGGGAAUUGCUUAUAAAUGUCUGCCUUUACCUCGUCAUAUGAAAGUUUUCAGUUUUUUUUGCCAUUUUCCUGUUGUCUUGUUGAAGGCUUGUACAAAAACAGCUCAGACGUUUAAGUAUCAAAAGAAGCUUAUGGAGUUGAACAGGGUAUGAAAUAAAAUGUUUAUUUUAAA
Messenger RNA from Anarrhichthys ocellatus (wolf-eel), 2882 nucleotides. It is a transcript of the gene foxh1, whose product is annotated as forkhead box H1. Gene Ontology annotation, molecular function: transcription cis-regulatory region binding; DNA-binding transcription activator activity, RNA polymerase II-specific. Gene Ontology annotation, biological process: positive regulation of transcription by RNA polymerase II; transforming growth factor beta receptor signaling pathway. The transcript is spliced from 4 exons. Bases 221 to 1756 code for a protein of 511 amino acids. Lineage: Eukaryota; Metazoa; Chordata; Actinopteri; Perciformes; Anarhichadidae. The record is from RefSeq and is a predicted model, not a curated record. Gene Ontology annotation, cellular component: activin responsive factor complex.